GGCGUCGGAUGCGCGUGUGGCGGAAGCGCCGGCGGCAUGAACUACCCGGGCCGCGGCGCCCCACGGAGCCCCGAGCGUAACGGACGAGGCGGCGGUGCCUGGGAGCUAGGCUCUGACGCGGCGGGCGUGUUCGGCGGCGGAGGCUGCUGCUUCGAGCACCAGCCGGGCGACGGCGUGCCGCUGUCGCUGCUGCGCGCGGAGUCGCUGCACCUGGCACCGGGCACCGACGACCUGAGCCACCUGGCUCUGGACCCGUGCCUCAGCGACGAGACCUACGACUUCAGCUCGGCCGAAUCGGGUUCGUCGCUGCGCUACUACAGCGAGGGCGAGAGCGCGGGCGGCGGCAGCUCUUCUUCGCCUCCGCCGCCACUGGUCGCCCCGAACUCGGGGGACGGCGGGGCAGCGGGAGGGGGCCCCGGGGACAGGAAGCGCGCUCGGCCGGGCGGUACAGCCGCCCGGCACCGCUACGAGGUAGUGACGGAGCUGGGCCCGGAGGAGGUGCGCUGGUUCUAUAAGGAAGACAAGAAGACCUGGAAGCCCUUCAUCGGCUACGACUCUCUGCGCAUCGAGCUCGCCUUCCGGACCCUGCUGCAGACUACGGGCACUCAGGCCGGGGCGGCGAGCCGCGAUGGAGACGGGGUGUGCGGCCCAACCUCCAGCUUCGGGGAGGAAGACGACGAGGACCGCGCCUGCGGCUUCUGCCCGCGCGCGGCUGGGCCUGAGCCGGAGAUGGAGGAGCUGGUGACCAUCGAGCCGGUGUGCGUGCGCGGCGGCCUCUACGAGGUGGAUGUCACUCAAGGAGAAUGCUACCCGGUGUACUGGAACCAAGCUGAUAAAAUACCAGUAAUGCGUGGACAGUGGUUUAUUGAUGGGACUUGGCAACCUCUAGAAGAAGAAGAAAGUAAUUUAAUUGAGCAAGAACAUCUCAGUUGUUUUAGGGGUCAGCAGAUGCAAGAAAAUUUUGAUAUUGAAGUGUCAAAAUCCAUAGAUGGAAAAGACGGCAGUGGGAUCAACUACUCUGGUGGCCCAUGUGUGUCCCGAGAGCUGGAUUUGGUAAAUGUGGGAUUUGGCUCAGUUGUCUACCACCUCCCUCCCUUCUCCCUCCCUUCUCUGUUCAAAUGGAGAGGAUAUAAGGAGAGCACAGAUGCCACAGGUCUUAAGCGAAAGCGCUCCCAAGCUGUUCAUAGCUUCAAACUGAGUCGGAAUCACGUGGAUUGGCACAGCAUGGAUGAAGUCUAUCUCUACAGCGAUGCAACAACAUCCAAAAUUGCGAGAACAGUCACCCAAAAACUGGGCUUCUCUAAAGCCUCCAGCAGUGGGACCAGACUUCACAGAGGUUAUGUAGAAGAAGCCACACUGGAAGACAAGCCGUCACAGACUUCUCAUAUUGUGUUUGUUGUACAUGGCAUUGGACAGAAGAUGGACCAAGGAAGAAUCAUCAAAAACACAGCCAUGAUGAGAGAGGCUGCAAGGAAGAUAGAAGAAAAGCAUUUUUCCAACCAUGCGACACAUGUUGAGUUUCUGCCUGUUGAAUGGCGAUCAAAGCUUACUCUUGAUGGAGACACUGUUGAUUCCAUUACCCCUGACAAAGUGCGAGGCCUGAGGGACAUGCUGAACAGCAGCGCAAUGGACAUCAUGUACUACACCAGCCCACUUUAUAGGGAUGAGCUAGUUAAAGGCCUUCAGCAAGAGCUGAAUCGAUUAUAUUCCCUUUUCUGUUCCCGGAAUCCAGACUUUGAAGAAAAAGGGGGUAAAGUCUCAAUAGUGUCCCAUUCCUUGGGGUGUGUAAUCACUUAUGACAUCAUGAUGGGCUGGAAUCCAGUUCGACUUUAUGAGCAGCUGCUGCAGAAGGAGGAGGAGCUCCCUGAUGAGCGAUGGAUGAGCUAUGAAGAGCGGCAUCUUCUCGACGAGCUCUAUAUAACAAAACGACGGCUGAGGGAAAUAGAAGAUCGGCUGCAUGGAUUGAAGGCACCAUCCAUAUCACAAACACCUGCCUUAAAAUUUAAGGUUGAAAAUUUCUUCUGUAUGGGAUCUCCACUAGCAGUUUUUUUGGCAUUGCGCGGCAUCCGACCAGGAAAUACUGGAAGUCAAGACCACAUUUUACCUAGAGAGAUCUGUAACCGCUUACUAAAUAUUUUUCAUCCUACAGACCCAGUGGCAUACAGAUUAGAACCGUUGAUUCUGAAACACUACAGCAACAUUUCUCCAGUCCAGAUCCACUGGUACAACACUUCAAACCCUCUACCUUAUGAGCAUAUGAAGCCAAACUUUCUCAACCCAGCAAAAGAACCUACCUCAGUUUCAGAGAGUGAGAACAUUACAUCUAUCCCGAGCCCCGUGACCUCCCCGGUCUUAUCUCGGCGCCACUAUGGAGAAUCUAUAACUAAUAUUGGCAAAGCAAGCAUAUUGGGGGCUGCUAGCAUUGGAAAGGGGCUUGGAGGAAUGUUGUUCUCAAGAUUUGGACGUUCUUCAGCAUCACAGCCGUCUGAGCCGUCUAAAGACUCAAUGGAAGACGAGAAGAAGCCUGUGGCUUCACCCUCCACUACUAACGUGGCCACGCAGACCCUGCCGCACAGCAGCUCCGGCUUUCUCGACUCUGCAUUGGAACUGGAGCACAGGAUCGACUUUGAACUCCGAGAAGGCCUUGUGGAGAGCCGCUAUUGGUCGGCUGUCACGUCGCACACUGCCUAUUGGUCAUCCUUGGAUGUCGCUCUUUUUCUUUUAACAUUCAUGUACAAACAUGAGCAUGAUAGCGAGGCCAAGCCCAGCCUAGAUUCGCUCUGAACUCUUGAAGGAUAUGAAUGCCCAAAACCUUUCUGUUAAAAAAUGUGUCAAGAUACAGAGAUUUCAAGGUUCCAGUUUUGUUAAGGGCAAGAAUUAUUUUAAUUUAAAAGCACUUUAUUUUAUUUUUAAAAGAGAAAAAAAAAACACAUUCUCAGUUCUGAAGGAGUUAUUUAUGUUUCUGUCAUUUUGAUUAUGAGUCUAGCAGAGCCCCUGCAGAGAAUCACCAGAGUGGAAGUGUGGUGGACUUAGGUGAAGUGCAGGAAGGCAGCCAUCACAACCAGUUCUCCAGUGGAGCCGCUGUAAGGUAUUAACCAGAAGAUGGUAUAGUUCUAGCUAACAUGCCCAAAGUCCAGCACACUCUGCACAGCCUACAAGGUGGCAUCAUGGUUUCUUGAGUCUGUGAAGGCUUCCGUGUCCACAGUUCCUUUGAAAGAAGAAUAUAACAGAUUUUAAAUGUUCUAAGUUUAACUUGUUUUGAAAAACUAAUGCUAAAAACCAAUAUUUGAACUACUAUACUAAUAAUUUAUAAUCUCUACUUAUUUCAGCAUAUGAAACAUUUUCAGUGUUUCUUUUAAGCCACAUUUACUUUGUAUCAUGUUGAGGCCCCUUUUUCUCAAAACUCCAUCUUUGUAAAUGAGUAGAUGAUCCUGUGGCAUACUUUCAGGAGUUUUUUGGUUUUUUUGUUUUGUUUUGUUUUUUGGUUUUUUUUUUUUUUUUUCAUUAAAAACAUGGUUUCACACUACUAGUUCAAUUAUUUUUUUAAUUUUUUUAUUAUGUCACAUAUACUUCAGAGAAAUUUAAAUGUUUUCAGCACAGGGACUCCACAUUUGUGUGUAUUGCAUUAGUUGUAUUAGAAAAUUAAGAAACAGCUUUGGGCUAGAGAAUAUGAUGACUUGAAAUACAUAAACGUCUGUGUGCCAAACAGCUAACACAUGUGAAGGAAUGAGAUGCCAGUAACAUUCGCUAUGUAAAGUGCUAAAGAAAGCAUGGUGACUCGGGCACCGGAAAUGAACACUGAGGCACUGGGGGGGGGGGGGUGUUCUGGGCUGUAGAUGUCUCCACCAUGCUUUUUCAUCUGUGAUGUGCAUCCAGCGAUCUGUGUAUACGCUUCCUGAGGUAAGUUGAACACAUUACCAUGUCACAUGUUCAUAUACUGAGGCACCAGUUUUUCAAGUGCCUUGCAUUAGAUUACACAGCAAAUGGACAGAGUGUGGCUUAAAGCCAGACCAUAUUCUUUCCUGUGCUGUUUAAUGAUGUCACUCAUGAGUGACCUUAAGAAGCCUGCAAAUGUUAGUAGGUUAGAAGAUGGCCAUGAAGCCCAGUGUUACCUAACAGAUACAGUCUAGAUUCUUACACUCAGAAGAGGAGUUAACAUCAAGGGAACAGUAGCCAAUCCUGCCAUAGCCAACAGUUAUAUCUGGUGGCUCUCCCUAGAUUCCACUCAAGGUGCUGUCUUUCUUGUGUGUGAGGAACUUUGUAGCUUCUGGCAGUCACUGUCAGCUGGGAGCAGAGCUGGUCAGCCCACAUGUCCCUUGCUCUUUUCUCUGUAGGGUGGUAGAGCCUGUGGCUUUUUGUGGGUGUUACUUGUCCUCAGUGCUACUGCCUCCCCUUUGCGCAAUAGACAGCACUUCUUGCUAGUGUUUAAGAAUUCCAAGGCUGUGUGACUCACAAAAAACCUUUGCUCUAAAGGCUGAAUCCUAGCAGGGCUAAAGCAUCAUCUUUGAGUUUAGAGGUUCCUGUCAACUCAGGUCAGCUUCAUAGCCUAUUUAUUAGCAGGUCUCAUUUAACUCUCAGGAAAAUAAAGCCCGUGUCGUAUGGCUGUCGUUAAAGGUAGCUGAGAACAUGUUUGUUGAGUAUCAACUGAAAGGAGAAGUUUGCCCCUGUAAGCAAAGGAGUAUGUCCCCUUACUCUUCCUUACGCCACACAACAGUCAAAUUUCAAUGAUUUUUUUUUGUCAGCUCUUGGGAAGAGCAGCAUUCAAACCACUCUGUCAAUGAGAAGCAGAUGUUCUGCACCUCUGGACAGCUGCUUUCAGUUCAUGAUCUCAUCAGUACCAGUGGCAGUUUUGGUCUUAGUGCUCUUGUCUGCCCGUUUCUGCAUGUAAUCAUGGGAUGUGCUUGUAUACACUAAAGUAAGUAAUAUACAGAGUAUGUGUAAUUUUGAUGAUUUAGAAACUAAGUCAGUUACAAUGUAACAGUUGGCAAUUUUAUUCCAGCAAGUACUAAAUCGACCCCCCAAAGUCCUGAUUUUGAUACUAUUAAAAUUAUAUUCUUUCCCUGUG
Messenger RNA from Arvicanthis niloticus (Nile rat), 5065 nucleotides. RefSeq names its product DDHD domain containing 1 (gene Ddhd1). Gene Ontology annotation, cellular component: cytoplasm. Gene Ontology annotation, molecular function: metal ion binding; glycerophospholipase activity. The record is from RefSeq and is a predicted model, not a curated record. Lineage: Eukaryota; Metazoa; Chordata; Mammalia; Rodentia; Muridae.